Ostrea edulis (European flat oyster) is the source of this 4909-nucleotide messenger RNA. RefSeq names its product toll-like receptor 4. Gene Ontology annotation, cellular component: membrane. Gene Ontology annotation, biological process: immune response; toll-like receptor signaling pathway. Bases 202 to 2499 code for a protein of 765 amino acids. Gene Ontology annotation, molecular function: protein binding; transmembrane signaling receptor activity. The record is from RefSeq and is a predicted model, not a curated record. The transcript has 3 exons. Lineage: Eukaryota; Metazoa; Mollusca; Bivalvia; Ostreida; Ostreidae.
GACGUAUACUGACAUGACUACAAACACCAAAUAAAACAUUUAUAAGGGGAUUGUUGCUACUUGAGUAUCCCCGCACACGAUAUAGACGUGAAGGCGUGCGUAAGAAAAGCAAAGACUUAACACAUUGCGUUGGGAGUGGUACUGACGACUUACACCGACCAGGAUCAUCUCCAUCGCACAGCCUAGUAUAUUUCCGACCACAUGCCUGAUAUGAAGCCAAUUACUUGGAUCACUGUUUCAAUGCUUGUUGUUGUGACGACGCGUGGUGGAGAAAACUACUCAUCUUUCAACGAUUGUUCUUAUGCAACAUAUGAGGGGAAGUUGUAUGCUCACUGUGAGGGCCUUGGAUUAAAUAGUACACCGAGGUUCUCUAACGAAGUCAUUGGAGUUAAUUUUGCCAACAACACAUUCGAGCAUGUUCCGGCAAAUCUCCCUAGUUAUAUUUUGUAUCUGAACAUGUCUCAUAAUUAUCUGCAGAAAUUGGACAACACUUCAUUAGCUGGAUACAGCGAGCUAAGAAAUUUCAGUAUUUCAUGCAACAAACUUCAUGAAGUUCAGGCUGGUACUUUUGCGAAAAAUGCGAAACUUCAACACCUAGACGUCUCCAAUAACCAAGUCCUUACCAUUAACGCCAUUUAUAACAUAUCACGUGAUCUGAAAAAUUCCGCAAUCAAAAUCUUAAAUACCGAAAAAUUACAAUGCACUUAUGGAGUUAGUCACAUUAUCAAAAUCUACCAUGUUGCGCAUUUAAAGGACACCCAACUAGAAGAAUUAAAUCUGGCUUCGAACAGAAUACACAGUCUGGAAACGGGCGCAUUGACCUCGCUUCCAAAAUCACUCCGUGUGCUAAACCUGUCAGAUAAUAUACUGAGUUUUGGAUUCUACAUUAUGGAAUUUGCGGUUCUGCAGAAUUUGGAAAUACUUAACAUCAGUUUUCAGCUACAGUUCCAUCAAGCUAUAAUGAAUAUCGAAUUCUUUGAAAAUUGUAAUGACACAUUAAAUCCUUCUAGAAUGGCUGACCCGGACCACAAGAAUGACGACCAUUCAAAAAUCAAAACAUAUUGGAAUGAACUUAUAUCGGAACCUCAUCGAUUCAACUCCUCACUCCAAGGCCUCGCGGGGAACAUCGAGAACUUCACAAUCUACUUCCCUCCAAAUGCACGAGAAAUCUAUUUCCAUGACAAUUUAUACAAAUUUUCAGUCCCCAAGCUUCCCAUCGGUAUGAAUAAUAAGUUGUCGCAUUUGUUUGUUCAAAGAAAUAUUAUCUAUGAGCUUAGAGGACCAAUAACGGGACUGGGGAAUGUAGAGUACAUCGAUUUUUCCGGUAAUUUUUGUGGCUAUUUAGCCAGGGAUAUUUUCAAAGAUUUCCCCAAGCUAAAACAUUUCAAUUUGUCCAACAAUGCACUCGGAGCGUCAUUUGAAGCCGAUGAAAAUGGCCAGAUUUUCUCGCACCAAACUUUGCUGUCAUCUCUUGACUUGUCCUUUAACAGAAUCGGCCGCCUUCCUGAGAAAGUAUUCCAACACAACACACACAUUGCUUACUUGAACAUAAGUUACAACUCCGUCAACAGUUUUAAUGUCCGUAUUGACCAUCUUAAAAACCUUUACUUAUUGGAUAUAUCUUACAAUCAGUUGUCAAGUCUCGGACCAUCAACACGAGAAGCCCUGAAUUUGGUGUCUAGGACUCAUACGGUUCGGGUUAAUUUAAUGGGUAACAAUCUUAAAUGCUCCUGUGAACAUUUCGACUUCCUCAAAUGGAUGCGUAACUCCAAAACAUUGCAAUUCGUAAAUUUUGAAAAUUAUACCUGUGCAUUUGGGAAUUCAUCGGAUUUCUCGUUAAAAAAUAUUGACGAUCUACUGCAGAUCUUGGGGAAACAAUGCUCGUCGUAUGCACUUAUUAUAGUUAUCAUAACGUCGUUGAUCAUCAUCGUUUUGACUUUAACAGUGAGUCGCAUUGUAUAUAGAUACAGAUGGAAGCUCCGCUAUAUGUAUUAUAUCGCCAGAGAAAAAUACCAAGGGAACGCUGACAAAUAUGCUUUGGUGAAAGAGACAUCACAUCGAUUUGACGCUUUCAUUUCAUAUGCUGAUGAAGACAGAAGCGUUGUUUUAAGCCUCGCUAAGGUUCUAGAGAAAGAUUAUGGUUUGAAGUUUUGCUUACAUGAACGAGAUUUUAUUCCCGGAACAGGUAUCGCUGUUAAUAUCACAAACGCCAUUCAUUCCAGCCGCCGAACAGUCUGUUGUAUGACGUCACGCUACAUCGAGUCAUAUUGGUGUAUGUUUGAAUUAAACAUGGCGCGAAUGGAGGCGAUAUAUUCUCGUAAUGGAAAAAAUAUCCUGUUUCUGAUAGCGUUGGAAAAGAACACAAUGAAACAAAUGCCUUUUCAUCUGAUGGAUCUCAUCGAGACCAAGUCGUACCUGGAGUAUCCAAACUGUGACGACGAAAGGAUUGCCUUUCAGUCGAAACUUGGAGAUUUUCUGAGAACUUGUGAUGGCGAAUGAUUUCUUCGAAGAUCGAACCAUCUACACGAUUUUAUAAUUCGUGUAGAAAAAAAAAUUACAUGCCAGAUAUGUCAAGGUAGAGACACAAGGGGUGACGUCACGGAUCGUCUAAAACAUUACUCAUAGAGACACGAGAGGUGAAAAUAGCAUUACUCAUUCGUGUCUAUAAGACAAAGCAGAACGAUAACUCGUAUAAACACGAAGCAUUACAAACAUUUUAUCAGAAGUGUACGUAACACGACGGCGCCAUGAUGAUAAAAGUGAAAAUGUAAUUUGCAGAGCCAGUAGAAUGGCGGGAAGAAUACAUGUAUUUUAUAUUAUCUAUAUACUGUUAUAUUUUAUCUGUAUAAUACUGUUCUAUAUACCAUUAUAUUGUAUCUGUAUAAUACUGUUAUAUAUACCAUUAUAUUGUAUCUGUAUAAUACUGUUCUAUGUACCAUUAUAUUGUAUCUGUAUAAUACUGUUCUAUGUACCAUUAUAUUGUAUCUGUAUAAUACUGUUCUAUGUACCAUUAUAUUGUAUCUGUAUAAUACUGUUCUAUAUACCAUUAUAUUGUAUCUGUAUAAUACUGUUCUAUAUACCAUUAUAUUGUAUCUGUAUAAUACUGUUCUAUGUACCAUUAUAUUGUAUCUGUAUAAUACUGUUCUAUGUACCAUUAUAUUGUAUCUGUAUAAUACUGUUCUAUAUACCAUUAUAUUGUAUCUGUAUAAUACUGUUCUAUAUACCAUUAUAUUGUAUCUGUAUAAUACUGUUGUCUGUAUAUUUAUUUUUUUUCAAGACCACAAUGUGAACUAGAUUUGAUACUAAUUGUGUUAUCUUGUAUAAACAAAGAGCAUUUUUAUUAUCGUUAUCAUCAUCACCAUCAUCAUACCAUUACUUCGAUUUGACAAUGCACCAUCUGUCCUAUUCCCGUAGUACAUAUCAGAAAUAUCAUUUUGGUAUAGUUAUGUAUUACCGUCAUUUUAGUAUAACUAUAUACGACUACUUUCGUUUUGGUUGGGUGAGGCACAUGCACCACUUCUGCCAUGUCGAUAUAUUUGCAUUAAAUUAUUCGGCGUAAUCGAUCGUUUUAGUACCGCAAAUCCUAUUCAUUUACAGAGGGGAAAUGGAAGUUUGAAACAUUUAAAUCAUUUUGACCCCCCUGACCAAUGAAUUUCACAAUUUAAGAGGACAUUACGGACAUCAUAACCAUGCAUUUAAUUUAUCUCACAUGACUGAAAGUACUUUCUUUUUUUUUUUACAUUUUUAUUAUGUGGCCAUAUUGGCCUUCCCAGGGGCCUGAUCCAGGAGCCAUGAAUUUCUUAAUUUAGUCGAGAGCUUCAUGAAGAUUGUCAUAAUCAUGCAUUUAGUUUUUCUUAUAUAUAUAAUUCGUUUAGGGGGGUAAAAGAAAAAUGCAUUGACUUUGAAAACUAUUACAUCACCAGUAUAUCAUCUUUAAACUUCUAAACCAUGAUAAAACAUUAAUCUAAAUAUUCAUCAGUACGGAUUCACAAAUAUCGUAAAAUUAAUUAAAAACCUACUUCCGUUUUCGAUAAACUACCCUGAAAUAGGAAAAAUAAGAGUAAAGUGCCGGUACACGUUUUGGCGGAUCUAAGCCAGUUUUCUACUCCGUUUGUAAAUGACAACUUAAACGAUAUGAAGUAAAUGAUUAAUGAUUAAUCCGUUGUUUAUCGAUGCUUGAUCAUACAGAAGAAAUAUGUUUUAAUAUUUGUUAAAUAAAUAAUUGUUGAAUAGAUAAAAUAUGCCCGUUUUUUUCUUCAAUCCGUUAUUUUUGUCUUGAAUUUCCCUUAUGGAAAUUUCCAGAACGAAGCAGGUCUACCAAUCGCACAAUCUCGGACCUUUCCCGCAAGCCGGUAAGUUGCGAUUGGUUUACAACAUGAUCAGCAUAAAAUUGUGUAGGCGUUCAGUGUUAUUUAUACUUUUAAUAGUUUUGACUUGGCCCAUAUUUAUCAUUUCAUAAUUAAUAUCAUCCCAUUCAACGAAGGACAGGGGCCUCCGUGGCCGAGUGGUUAGAGCAUCGCGCUCAAAAUCACACGGCCUCUCAACUCUGUCGGCGCGGGUUCGAAUCUCGCUCGCGCCGGUAAGUGAGAAGGUUUCCCAGUAUACUUUCGGGAGGUCGGUGGUCUCUUCCCAGAUACAUUCACAUCUGGAUUCUAUCUUCCACCAAUAAAAACUGGGCGCCACCAUAUAACUGAAAAAUUGAUGAGUGUGGCGGAAAACAUCAAUCAAUCAACGAAGGACACCCCCCUCCCGAGACCAACGAUCUGACACAUCAAUAUAUUUUUGAAUACGAUAUUCAUCUAAUUUUUGCAAUGUUCUGAAUUUUCCCCGUGAUUAUAGAAGUCACUAUUUAACGACUUUUUGUAAGAAUGUAUAUGUAUGAACACAUGGAUAAACACAAAAAAGUUUU